AUGGAGCUGAUGGGGAACAUCUCGCAGCCUGUGUAUGGCCCCGGCCCCGAGGCGCCGGGGAGCAGCACCCCUGGCCUGGUGGGGAUGGUCCAUGGAUUCCUGCGGAUGGUGCAGCCCAACGCCCUGCCCAUAGAACUCAUCACAGGUUUUGGGCAGUCAGAGCGUGAGGAGGUGUCCACCGGGGAGGAAGUUGCGGAGCUGUUGCUGUACGAGCUGGGUUUCCUGGUCUGCACAGCCAUCGGGCUGCUCUUCAUCCUCCUCGUGCCGCUGGUGGGAUGCUGCUUCUGCUGCUGCCGCUGCUGCGGGAACUGCGGGGGCCGCAUGUACCAGAAGCAGGGCCGGCGGGCGGGCUGCCGGCGCAGGGCGCUCUGGGCCUCGGUCCUGCUGGUCUCCGCUCUCCUCCUGGCUGGUGAUGUUUGCGCCUUCAUCAGCAACACUCGCUUCUCCCAGGCUGUGUGCGGUACCUUCCCCAACGUCAACACCACCCUCAACAAUGUCCGCAUUUAUGUGGCCUCCAUCCCCCAGCAAAUCAAUUAUAUCAUCGACAGCAGCAAUGUGCCGCUGAGCCAUGCCAACCACAGCCUCCAGGACAUUGGGCUCAACCUGGGUGGCACGAUCAUGUCAAGUAUCAGGAGUGGCACAGAUGGGGCUCUGGGAUCCCUCCAGUGCCUCUUGCAAGAGAUGAAGACACUGUGGGCUGCCUUCAGCAGCAUUGCCAGCACCCGCUCGCACCUCGAGGCUCUGCAGAGCAACUACAGUGAGCGGCUGGCCAUCCUGCGGGAUGGGCUCAACCAGACCCUGCAGCGCUGCGGCCAGCCCUGCAGCAGCGUGUCCCUGCACGGCCUGGCCUUCAGCGCCAACUUCAGCACAAUCCCCAGUGUGGAGCAGCAGCUGGAGGCACUGCGUGAUGUGUCUGACUCGGACAUAGCACUUGAUUUGGAGAGGGUUAAUGACACACUGAACACGAUCACUGACAAGGUGCAAGAGGGGUCCCAGGAUGUGGUGACAAAGACCCAGGAGGAGCUGGGCCUCAUCAGGCAGGAGAUCAGGAGCUUGAAGGAGCAGUUGCAGGACCAGUUGCCACUCGGGGAUGUGGAGGAGAAUGUUGGGGCCUUCGUGGGCAACGCCACAUCAAUGCUGAACGAGUACCAGGAACCGACCAUUGCCUUGGAUGGGCUCAGGUGGAGCGUGUGUGUCCUCCUGUGCUGCAUGGUGCUGCUGGUGGUUCUCUGCAACGUCGUUGGCCUGGUGCUGGGGCCCCUGGGGCUGAAGGAGAACGUGCUGCCCACCCAGCGCAGCAGCCUCUCCAAUGCUGGCGGGAACUUCUUCAUGGCAGGGGUUGGCUUCAGCUUCAUCUUCUCCUGGGUGCUGAUGCUGCUGGUGGUGAUCACCUUCGUGCUGGGGGGGAACACCUACAUGCUUGUCUGUGAGUCCUGGCACAGCCAGCAGCUCUUCCAGAUUCUGGACACCCCUGGCCUGAUCCCUGGCUUCAACCUGUCAGAGCUGCUGGGCCAGCAGGAUGGCACAACAAACUUCUCAGAGAUCUAUAGGCAAUGCCAGCAAGAUGCUGCCCUGUGGCAAAUGCUGCACUUGGACCAGAGAGUGUCCUUGGAUGAGCUCUCGAAUAUCAGCCAGUACACAGGAGAGAUCUCCACAGCCUUCGAGAAGAUGAACAUCACCCUGGACCCCAUCUCCCUGCUCAGCCAGAGCCAGAGAGACUCGCUGACAAACGCCAGCCGGGCCGGGCAGCCCCCUAACUUCACCCUCACCCUGGAGCAGCUGGAUCAGAGCGUGACGCAGGGAAGCCUCUUGGAUCUGGCUGCAGAGCUGGAGCAGCUGGGAGACACAGAGGGCUUGGAUGUGAAAGAGGACCUGAAGGCUGAUGCCCUCGAGUUGAGGGAGCUGGAUAAGGAGAUGCAGAUGAGCUUCUCUGGGGAGCUGCAAAGCCUGAAGGAGAACAUCCACUUGGUGCAGAGCAGGGCUUCCGAGCUCAAGGCACAGACAAACACUGCGCUGAAUGAAGCCAGCAAAGCCCAGGAGUUCCUGGAAAGGGAGACCAUGAACAUCAUUAAGAACGAGACGUGGGCCUUCCUGGAGGAGCUGUUGGACUUCUUUGAGACCUACAUCUCCUGGGCCAAGAGCAGGCUGAAAGAAGAUGUGGCACGUUGCAAGACCAUAGCUCAGACCCUGGAUAACAUGGAGGCCAUCACCUGCGACUACAUCCUGGACUCUCUGAAUGCCUUCUGGUUCAGCCUGGGCUGGUGCACCUUCUUCCUUCUGCCCAGCAUCAUCCUGGCCGUCAGACUUGCCAAGUUUUACCGCCGCAUGAGCAUCGCCGAUGUCUACAGGUGAGGAGUCGCCCACCUGCUGUGACCACACUGGGCCUGGGGUUCCCCCUGCACAGUGCAAACCGCCCCUUGGUGUGCCUCAUGGCAGCCUGUGCGGCUGGUCCUAAAGUAACACAGGCUGGGGACAAGCGGCUUGGGACCUUCAGCCUCUGAGGACGGAGAUGUUUUGGAGAAGAGCCUGGCUCU
Pezoporus occidentalis (night parrot) is the source of this 2534-nucleotide messenger RNA. Its product is annotated as prominin-1-A-like. Gene Ontology annotation, molecular function: cholesterol binding. Gene Ontology annotation, cellular component: cilium; plasma membrane; cell surface. Lineage: Eukaryota; Metazoa; Chordata; Aves; Psittaciformes; Psittacidae. The record is from RefSeq and is a predicted model, not a curated record. The transcript has 22 exons. Bases 1 to 2352 code for a protein of 783 amino acids.